GCCAUGGCGGAGCUCGUGCGUGAGGAACUCUCGGCCCUGGCCGCGAUUUUCUGCGGGCCCCACGAGUGGGAGGUGCUGAGCCGCUCAGGAGCUGGAAGAAGCAGAAUUGAUGUCCACUCAAUUUCAGUUCAUCUUGCCACCUUCAUGUUACACUGAUACUAAUAUAUUUGAAAUAAGAAGAGAACAUUCUGGGCAGUUACUGUGUCACAUGCAGUCAUCAGUUUCUCUGCAACCCUACAACCACAGGGGAUUCCAUUGUUUGCUUUGACUUGGACUUCCCAUAAAAUGACUUUCAUUGGAUUUAGUGUAUAAUUUUUAAAUUAAUUACUGAUUUUGUAUAUACAUGGUAUUGUAUCUUUGAAAGCGCAUAUGAGUUUAUUAGGGAUUUUCAGAAUUAUCAACUAAGUCUGGCUAGAAAAAAAAUUAUCUGAUGGAAAACCUUUCUGGUAACUUAAUAAAAAUGGAGUGAUAGCAAGUGUAAAUGCCAGUUAAGUCCUGGGCGCUGGGGUGUGUGAAUACAUGAAUACAUGUGUAUGGUUGAAGGAAAUAAUUUGUGAAUCAUAGCUUUCCUAGUAUUACGUGUCCCUUCAUAAAAUAGCUCAAAGUUUUCUCAUGAAAAAUAAAUUGACAUUUGAGACAAAAGUUUGAACUUCCUAGUGUUCCAUUCAAAUUAAAUAAUGUACAGCUAAUGAUUAUUUUUGGAUGCCUUUCAGAGACAGAUGGGACCGUGUUCAGAAUUCACACAAAAGCUGAAGGAUUUAUGGAUGCGGAUAUACCUCUGGAAUUGGUGUUCCAUUUGCCAGUCAAUUAUCCUUCAUGUCUACCUGGUAUCUCGGUUAACUCUGAACGGUUGACCAGGGCCCAGUGUGUGACUGUGAAAGAGAAAUUACUUGAGCAAGCAGAGAGCCUUAUGUCAGAGCCUAUGGUUCAUGAGCUGGUUCUCUGGAUUCAGCAGAAUCUUAGGCAUAUCCUCAACCAACCAGAAACUGGCAGUGGCAAUGAAGAGUGUACUUUUUCAACAAGCACGACCAUGGAUGAUGGAUUGUGGAUAACUCUUUUGCAUUUAGAUCACAUGAGAGCAAAGACUAAAUAUGUCAAAACUGUGGAGAAGUGGGCUUCAGAUUUAAGGCUGACAGGAAGACUGAUGUUCAUGGGUAAAAUAAUACUGAUUUUACUACAGGGAGACAGAAACAACCUCAAGGAGUACCUGAUUCUUCAGAAAACCUCCAAAGUAGAUGUGGACUCAAGUGGAAAGAAAUGCAAAGAGAAAAUGAUUAGUGUGCUGUUUGAAACAAAAGUACAGACAGAACACAAAAGGUUUCUGGCAUUUGAAGUCAAAGAGUAUUCAGCGUUGGAUGAAUUACAAAAGGAAUUUGAAACUGCAGGACUUAAGAAGAUUUUCUCCGAAUUUGUACUUGCGCUGGUAAAAUGAAAUGGAAGACAGGAAUCUUUUAGUAAAAUAGCAGUGUUUUUGUUGUUUUUGCAUUGGAUUUUGGGAGUGGUUAACUGAAAUAGUCACCAGGGAGCAAUUUUAGUUUCUCUGAAGCAAAAUGAUAGGCAUCAUUCUAACUUCAGGAACAAAAGCCAGUUCUGUUUUAUGAAAUAUUAAACAUGAAGAAAACUUGUAUAUUCUAAUGUUUGCCAGGAAAGACUAGGUUCAGUAGAUGAGACAUUAUUUAAAAGACACAUUCAAAAACACGGUAAAUGAACACUUGUUUUUAUAGACAAUAUUUGUUUGGAACUAUGUAAUUUUCUGGCUAAUUUUCUUGUAAUUAAAUGAUUUUUUAAAAAGA
Cercocebus atys (sooty mangabey) is the source of this 1793-nucleotide messenger RNA. It is a transcript of the gene RWDD3, whose product is annotated as RWD domain containing 3. NCBI's taxonomy places the organism in Eukaryota, Metazoa, Chordata, Mammalia, Primates, Cercopithecidae. Gene Ontology annotation, biological process: positive regulation of protein sumoylation; positive regulation of hypoxia-inducible factor-1alpha signaling pathway. The transcript is spliced from 4 exons. Gene Ontology annotation, molecular function: protein binding. The coding region runs from base 689 to 1432 and encodes 247 amino acids. The record is from RefSeq and is a predicted model, not a curated record.